AUGAACCUUCUCUUCUCCACCAUAGACGUGUCCCGCCAAGUCUUCCACCGGACCUCGCUCACAUUCGCCAUCGUGAACCUGAAACCGCUCGUGCCCGGUCACGUGUUGGUGUGCCCCGCGAGACCAGUGCCGAGGUUGAGGGACUUGAACGCGGAUGAGCUGGCUGCACUCAUGGGCUCUGUGCAACGUGUUGGGAACGUGAUCGAGAAGGCGUACGGCGCUGAUGCGCUCACCGUCGCAUGCCAGGAUGGUAGUGCAGCAGGUCAAUCAAUACCCCACGUCCACUUCCACCUCCUCCCUCGAAAAGCCGCCGGCGACAUCUUCUCCCACAACGAUGACAUAUACCCCGCACUGGAGAAGCAUGAGGCCGGUCUGAAGAACGAUGAGGUCGCCGUUGGCAAGGGGAAGGUUGAGCCGCUGAGGAUGGACGCCGAUGAGGAUAGGAAACCGAGGAGUAUGGAGGAGAUGGAGAACGAGGCUGGGUGGUUGAAGGCCUUCUUUACGGAGUAG
Peniophora sp. CBMAI 1063 is the source of this 510-nucleotide messenger RNA. The record is from the annotation of a GenBank genome assembly. NCBI's taxonomy places the organism in Eukaryota, Fungi, Basidiomycota, Agaricomycetes, Russulales, Peniophoraceae.